AUGUCCAAAGUCCACCGCCUCGACGGUGUCCCGUUUCCCAUCGUGAAGAACCGGCCCCCUGCCCCAAAACUCCCUCCCAACCCCCAUCUCGUCGACAACCUCAUUAGGCCUGCCUCUCCCGGGCCCUCCAGCACGUCGACAUCCGACUCCGAUUCUAGCCCAUUCUGCGACUCGUCCUUCCACCCGCUCACGCGAGACGAAAAGGUAUUCCGCAACGCCCUCCUCUGGACCGACCAGUUCUCCUUCCUGACGGGCGCUGCGUCGGCGGACUUGGAGGCGUGUCGGAUCGUCGAUGUUGCAGGGCUACGACUGCGAGGGGAGGGUGAGGAGGGGGCAGAGAGGAGAAAGGAGGUGGAGGACCUGUUCAACUACGGGGAUAGGUUCUCCCUGGACGGGUUGUACAACGGGAUUUUAUUGGAAGCCUCCCUACACCGCCAAUGGUCGACCUACGCCUCCUUCUGCUUCGUGCCCCCACUGCCUGUCGCGCGCGUCCUGGUUGACGCGUUGAAAGCCCUCAACGAGGUGUGGGUAUCCCUCAUUACCAGCGACCCAGCAGCUCCUCGGUCUACCCUCCCCAAGUUUAGCUUCCCAUGGACGGUGCUCGUGCUCAACCCGCGUGCGCUCUUGCCGCACGGAAAGCCGCUGACGGUCCUGGAGAACCCGCUGUUGAUUCGUGGUGGGCGCUCUGAAGCUCAAGGUGACACGCUCGCAGGCGUUUGGGAGCGGUGGACUCUGGACACUGGUACGCCUGAGUGUUCGAGCCUCCUCUGGGACCCGACGCACACUAGGACCCUCACCAUCGAGCCUGCAUCCCUCCGCGAGCGCCGCGCCGAGCUGUCGGCCUGGGCGAUGAUAUUAAACGCGGAGGACAAACUGCGGUACGCGCACGAGAAUUACACGCCACCGACAAAGGAAGUGAGGGAGUACUACCCCGUCUUGAAGGAGAUCGUCAGGUUGCUCUUCUGGCAACCUGGCGUUGAGACACGCGCGAGGACGCAGCAGUCUACUACACUCAAUUUCGACGAAGGACCAACCGCAACCGCCGACUCGGACAGCGUCAUAGACCUUACUGCCGAUGAGGAUGGGCCCCUCUCCGACUCCGAGUUCCACGCCGCACUGACCACAGCGCGGGACCCGCACGCAGACGCGGACGACCGGCUGGAUGCUGUUAAGCGCGUGUUAUUUGGUGGCACUGGACGGGGGUAUGAGACGCCUUUGCUGAGCACUGAUUUUUAA
This is a messenger RNA of Cyclocybe aegerita, 1236 nucleotides long. Lineage: Eukaryota; Fungi; Basidiomycota; Agaricomycetes; Agaricales; Hemipholiotaceae. The record is from the annotation of a GenBank genome assembly.